AUGCAUUCGUCCUUUCACUCUAUCGCUUUUCUCAGAACAUCCUUUCCGUCUCCAUUUCUAGCCCGAUUGCUCUCAUGCUGUUCCAUCUCCCUGUCUGCGGCCAAGUCUGAGGAUCUGUACGAGUAUACGAGCGGAAAGUGGCUCUGGAACGAUGCCUUCAGACAUGCUGAACGCAGACGGACUUUCAAUCCUGCCGGCUUGAAGGAACUUGCCGCUGCGGCGGUAGAUCGGCCCUCGCAAGACGUUACACGUUUCGAAAAGCUGGCCGAGGGUGGUUUCGAUCGCACAUUUCUCGUGUCCAUGCGCGAUGGUUUCCAACUGGUUGCACGUAUCCCAUAUUCAAUUACGGAGCCUCAGAAUCUUCUCAUCGCAAGCGAAGUGGCUACGAUGGACUAUCUUCGCGCUCGUGAUAUUCCUGUGCCUAAAGUCUAUGGCUACUCGACAGAUGCGGAAAAUCUUGCAGGAACUGAAUACAUUAUCAUGGAGGCUAUGCGUGGAAAGAAUCUGGGAGACCUUUGGUACCAGCUUGGUGAGAAGGCUAGAAUCGCGGUGGUCGAGAGGCUCGUAGAGCUUGAGUCACGAUUGUUCUCUCUGGACUUUCCCGCCAGUGGAAGCCUUUUCCACACGAGUGAUCUAGGAUCUCAAUGGGAUCAGGUACCGAUCCCAUUGGAGGAUUCUAAAUGUACAGACACUUUCAGUAUUGGGCCUGAUCUAACCUUGAGUAUGUGGUACGGCAGACGACAGGACCUGGAUGUAUCUCGGGGACCUUAUAGGGAUGUGCAAGAGAUGCUGGCCGCUGGAGCUCGCAAGGAAAUCACCUACCUCGAGAAACACGGACGUCCACUUCAUCCGCUGCAACGCCUUCGUCGAGAAUGUUUCGACUUUCAACGACAAUCUCACUCCGAACAUGCAGACCUGUUGAGGGACUAUCUACUGACAGUCGAGAGCAUCGCACCGCGAAACGAUCCAGCAAUCACGCAGCCCAAGCUAAGGCACCCGGAUCUUCAGCCAAACAACAUAUUCGUUUCGGAUAAUCUGGAGAUUACGGGACUGAUCGACUGGCAGCAUUCCACUAUACUUCCACUUUUCCUACAAGGCGGUAUACCUGGUAGUCUCCAGAACUAUGGUGACGAAGUGUCAGAGUCGCUGGAAAUGCCCAUCUUGCCGGACGAAUUCGACGACCUUGAUGAGAACUCGCAAAUGAGAGAAGUCGAACUUCUCCGAAAGCGACAGCUUCACUACCACUACGUCCAGAAUACCAUGAACUCAGGCUCUCCCCACAGUAAAGUCCUGACUGAUCCACUAUGCGUCUUACGCCGGAAGCUUUUGUCGCGCGCAGGUCAACCCUGGGAAGGCGAUAAUGUAACAUUAAAGGCCGAUCUCAUUGAAUUUGCAAAGGCAUGGCCCUUAUUCGCUCCUUCUCAACCUGGAACUUCAGUUUCGGACUGCCCCAUCAGAUACACAGAGGCAGAACAACAAGAAUGCGCUGAUCUAGAGACUGCACUGGAAGAAGCCGAUUCUCAAUUCAGAACUUGCUUGAAUUUGGUUGGAGCGGGACCUGAAGGUUGGGUGCCUUUGGAAAUUUAUGACGAAGCACAGGCACGCGCCGAGCAGUUAUUGAUAGACACGCUCGAACAUGCGGAGUCUGAUGGGGAAAGGGAAGAAAUUCGAGAACAUUGGAUCUUUGCUGAUUUUGAUGAGACUGAGUAUUACUAG
Messenger RNA from Ramularia collo-cygni, 1716 nucleotides. RefSeq lists its product as uncharacterized. The transcript is spliced from 3 exons. Bases 1 to 1716 code for a protein of 571 amino acids. NCBI's taxonomy places the organism in Eukaryota, Fungi, Ascomycota, Dothideomycetes, Mycosphaerellales, Mycosphaerellaceae. Gene Ontology annotation, cellular component: mitochondrion. The record is from RefSeq and is a predicted model, not a curated record.